Molecule: messenger RNA, 1619 nt
Organism: Ostrea edulis (European flat oyster)
Lineage: Eukaryota; Metazoa; Mollusca; Bivalvia; Ostreida; Ostreidae
Exons: 6
Coding region: 144-1529 (461 amino acids)
Biological process (GO): rRNA processing
Source: RefSeq, a predicted model, not a curated record
UAAGCAAGUGUGUUAUGAGCUCGGGUAUGGUAUGCAAGAACUCUAAUCGAGAUAAAUCGUUUUCAACAUAGUAAACAGGGUAUUAAAGCAUGUCUUUGUUUUGAACUAGAAGCAGCAACAGCAACAAUUUACACCGCUAUGCAAUGUGGGAGAAAGGUUUCACUGCAGCCAGUGUAGGACGGUUAAUCUUCCAGUCGUCUUUACAAUUCCACCGACAUGCAUCCACUUCUAAAUACUUAAAAAGACUUUUGGAUGGGGACAAAAAAAAAAAGAAGAAGCAUUUUAACCCGGGGACUAGCACUACCACGACUGGGAAGUAUGUGUCAGAGGAAAGGAAAAUGCGUUUUUUUCGAGUAAGCCAGGUCAUUUAUGAAAAUGUGGUGGACCUUGUAGACAGUGGUGAACUUGAUCCAUACAUUCCCACUCUGGGGAUCAGCAUUUCUGAGGUUGUAUGGAGUCCAGAGAUGAAUUCUAUAAGCAUCUACUGGAAAACAGAUUCAGAUGAUACGGAGAAAAGAGAUACUGUUAGAAACCUUCUCAACUCAAAGGCAAAGAAACUUAGAGCUUUAUUAAUCAGUAGGAAAAUCUCAGGACACAUUCCCAAUGUCCAGUUUGUUUGGGACAAAUCUCAACUGCGGUAUUCUCAUCUGGAAUACAUCGAUAAGAUGCUGUCAGUAGCUGAUUAUGGACCGGACUAUGAACUACAGAAAUACUCGCGAACCAGAAUGCAUCAGGAACUUCCAAUUCUACAGACUUCUCCCAGACUACUAGAGAAGUUGCAAAAAAUUAAUGAGGAGAAAGACCCUGUAGCAAUGAAUAAAGUCAUUAUGAAAUCGUUUCGGGAUGAUGUCUAUGGAUUAGAUCACACGCUGCUGGUUAACUCCAUAAAAGAAUCCAAGCAAAAACUAAAGUCAGGUCUGAAAAAGAGGGAGAAGAAACUUAUGAAGAGCCAGAAAGAAUUUAAUUCUAAAGGAGCAGGCACAGAUAUAGGUCAUCAGGAGGAGACAAGUUUGGUAGACUUGGUCACCAGAACAAAAGGUUUACCUGUAAGAGUAGCUGACAUGCAGAAAAGCUUACUGGAGGAUGGUGAGUGUGAAAAUCUUAAAGAAUCUGAUGAACCAAAUUUUUUUGAGGAUGAGUGGUCAGAUGAUGAAGAGGAUUUUGAUAAUGAGGAUGAAGAACUUCGUAUCACUUGUCACAAAAGUACAGAGCAUGAAAACGGAGAUGUUGCAAACCUUGAUGUAAAAAACCUUAAUUAUACACAAUUGGAAGAUCCCGAUCAUAAUGAAAAAGGCAGUGUGGAAGUGGAUUCUAAACAAAAAACAUCUAUACAAAGGCUUAGGAUUGGGAAGCGGCUAGGAUCAUCCACAAUCCACAGUCCUCUUCGAGUCAGAGACAUGCAAAGUCUGUUAACAGAUGAAAGUGCUAUUGAUGGAGAAAUUGAUUUGUUAGAGGAUGAAUGGUCAGAUGAUGAGGCCAAAGAAGUGACAAAAGAAAGUGACAUUCCAAGGGAUGAAAAACACAGAUGAUAUACCGCAGUGUACAAGGACAGCUGAAUUAAUCAUGUUUAUUGCUUGUAGCUGUGCUUGAUCUGAUAUUAAAGUACUUCAAAACUUACA